AUGGCUAAUUGCGUUUUAGUUAUUGCAAGUUUUGUAGCCGUUACCUUUGCCAUGGUCACUGCCUUUGAGCCUAGUCCAUUGCAAGAUUUCUGCGUUGCCGAUCUUACUAGCUCAGCAAGAGUUAAUGGUCUGGCUUGCUUGGACUCGAAGAUGGUACAUGCCAACCACUUUUCCUUCAGUGGUCUCCAUAUCCCAGGAAACACAUCAAAUCCCCUUGGCUCUGCAGUUAAACCAGUCUUUGUAGGCCAAUUACGAGGACUGAACACCCUUGGAAUCUCCAUGGCCCGUAUUGACUAUGCAUCCUGGGGUCUAGUUCCUCCUCACACACACCCCCGUGCAACUGAAAUUCUUACAGUCUUGGAAGGCAAACUAUUUGUUGGCUUUGUGACUUCUAACCCGGAAAACAGGCUCAUUACUAAGGUCCUUGAGAAGGGUGAUGUCUUUGUGUUUCCUAUUGGACUUGUUCACUUCCAGAGAAAUGUUGGCCAUGGAAGUGCUUUCUCAAUCUCUUCCUUAAGCAGCCAAAACCCUGGUGUUGUUCUCGUUGCUAAUGCUCUAUUUGGAUCUACUCCAAGCAUUCCAAAUGAUAUUCUAGCCAAGGCUUUCCAGUUGGACAACUCUAUAAAAGUAGCUGCAUGGAAUCAAAGCAUAACGCGCUUUCGUGGGGAAAAAAUAUCUGACAAGCCUAAUAAACUUGCUUUAGAGGUUCUUUCCUUCAAAACACUUAAAGAUGCUUCCACUCUCUCCUCCACCACCCUAGCCACUGCCCACAGAACCAUCUCCACCAUCAGAAAAAGCAGAGCUUUCCAGUCUCCCUUACAAGGAGUUGAUCAUCAGAAGCAUCCAAUUGAAGCAGUACUGAAGGAGCUCCAUGAAGAGCUUAAGAGAGUCUCAUAUGCAACAAAAGGGUUUAUACCUUGUGUUGCUCUUCUGGCACCAGAGAAAUGUUGGCCAUGGAAAUGCUUAAGCAGCCAGCACCCUGGUGUUGUUCUCAUUGCGAAUGCUCUAUUUGGAUCUACUCCAAGCAUUCCUAAUGAUAUUCUAGCCAAGGCUUUCCAGUUGGACAACUCUGUAAUUGAAAAACUUCAAGCUCAAUUCUAG
This is a messenger RNA of Dovyalis caffra, 1101 nucleotides long. The record is from the annotation of a GenBank genome assembly. Lineage: Eukaryota; Viridiplantae; Streptophyta; Magnoliopsida; Malpighiales; Salicaceae.